UAGGAUCAAGUUCAAUCGAGUUGUAGAAAGCUUUAAAAGUUUUAAAAAAUUUCAUAACUAAAAUAAGCGUUACUGUGUUGUAGACAUUUUUGAAGUGUUCGCGCAAAAAAUUGUUAAAGCAAAAAAAAAAUAUUCAAACUGCAUUUUGCGUGCAAAUCAGUUGUUGUUAAGACCAUUCUCUCAUGGUGAACAUGUCUAGUAGCGCGAUCUUUACUAAUAGUUCUAAAGGCAACAUACCGCUGCAAUACUACAGCAAAACUAGUAACAACAGCAGCACAUCGGCGCCUCAUCGUCAUCUCGAAGCCGCUGUGAAAAUGUUCAAAUAUCAAAAUAUUGCACCGGCGCCCACUGCGUUGUCUGCUGCUAGUGCUGAGAUUAAAACGCGCAAAUAUACGCCGCGUGCGCCCAGCGCCGGUGGUGGACCUUACAGUGUCGAUCAGACGCAAUCAGUGCAGCGCCGCAAUGCGCGCGAACGCAAUCGCGUCAAACAGGUGAAUAAUAGCUUUGCGCGCCUACGCCAACACAUUCCACAGACGAUCAUUACCGAUUUGCUGAAAGGUGGCGGCCGUGGACCGCAUAAGAAAAUUAGCAAAGUGGAUACGUUGCGCAUCGCUGUUGAAUAUAUUAGACGGUUGCAGGAUUUGGUGGAUGACUUGAAUGCGGGUGGCAGUGGUGGUAGUAGCGCGGCUCAGAAGUGUAACAGUGCGCGCGCCAAUGCUAGCGGGUUAUUAGCGCUCGCCACAGACAAUAACACAACAUCCAGUAAUAGUUCAUUCAGCAGCAGUGUCAGCGCCAGCAGUAAUCUUAGCCUGCUCGCAGCGGAUUCACCAGCGCGCAACUCACCGAGUGCCACCAGCGGGCUUGCUGCAACGGAGCAGUUGUACUAUAGCGCGGCUAAUAGCAAGCUGCAAGCAUUCACACAGCAACAACAACACCAUCAUCAGUCGCAGCAGCAGCAGCAACAUCAGCAUCAGCAACAAUUUACCUCCGCGCUACUCACCGCCGAAGCAUUGCAAGCGUGUUCGCCGCAGCCGCUGCAGACACAGCUUGAUGCUGGUUGCCCUUCGCCCACCUCAUCUUUCAACUCCAGCAUGUCCUUUGAUUCGGGCACUUUUGUGCAUUCGCCAGCGCCACAGCAGCAGCUCUCGCCGCUGCGACACUCUAAUGCGGAAGCGCAGCGCGGCAGCAGCAAUAACAACGCGAGUGCGCAGAUCGAUGCGAAUUUGCAGCUGAAGUUUGAGCCAUAUGACAGCUUCAAUUUGCAUGAGGAGGACUGUACGCCCGAUGACGACGAGAUACUUGACUACAUAUCGUUGUGGCAGGAGCAGUGAGUGCAGUAGGCGACAGUUGGUUGAUGAAAGUGAAAUAUUUAUAAAUAUCCAGUUGUUCAGGGACACAUCACCAGUGAAAGGUUGCGCGUUUGAGUUUUUUUUUGUGUUUUGUAAAAGUGUUUGUAAAUAUUUUUUGUGCUUUUAUUAUAGUUUACUCAGUUACCUAGUCAAAUUAGUUCAAUUUGCCAAUUUUUGCUUAAAUCACAAAUUUUAAUUGUAAUUAAAUUCUAAGUUUGUAGUUAAGGAUUUUGUGUGCCUUAGUUGAAAAUUAUGUACAUGGAGAGAUAUGACUACUCGUAAAGCGAAUCCAAUUAGGUUAAUUAGUUUUAAGUCAUAAUGGAAGACAAUACCUAGCAUUAAUUAGACUAAGCAAACCACCGGAAGACACUAAACCCCACUUAAUUUAAGGCUGAAGAAAAAACUGAA
Molecule: messenger RNA, 1757 nt
Organism: Anastrepha ludens (Mexican fruit fly)
Lineage: Eukaryota; Metazoa; Arthropoda; Insecta; Diptera; Tephritidae
Gene: sc
Product: achaete-scute complex protein T4
Exons: 1
Coding region: 183-1331 (382 amino acids)
Biological process (GO): positive regulation of transcription by RNA polymerase II
Cellular component (GO): RNA polymerase II transcription regulator complex
Molecular function (GO): protein dimerization activity; RNA polymerase II transcription regulatory region sequence-specific DNA binding; DNA-binding transcription factor activity, RNA polymerase II-specific
Source: RefSeq, a predicted model, not a curated record